UGGCCCGGCGUACUCUCGCAUCGCUGCCGACACUCGCUGUCCUGGUAUUCACGCUAAUGUGCAGGGUACCGUCGUUGACCAGCGUCGUUAAAGCAAAUUUUCUGAACGAGCCAUUUGCCAUGGCGCAGACGUGUCGCUCCGUGCAGACGAAGAUCCAUAUCAGUCGUGAAGAAAACGACGAUUUCGGCAACCCCCUUCGGAGCUGCGAGGGAAGCGUUGAAGUUACGAAAUGCGAAGGCACCUGCAACUCCCAAGUCCAGCCCAGCCUCUCUGCACCUCACGGCUUUCACAAGGAAUGCAACUGUUGUCGCGAAACCCAGAUGGAGCACCGUGACGUUCUCCUAGACCAGUGCUAUGACGUUAACGGUGAGCGCAUUCUCGGCCCGUUGGGGGCCAUGCAGCUGCAACUUAGAGUGCCCAUCGGCUGUACCUGCGUACCCUGCACCCUGUAAAUCCUCAUCCCACUGUCACGUCCCCCCCUUUGCACAGACCCACCCAGCCAGCCGCUCACCACCAUCUAUCUAUGAAUGAGAAAUAGAACAACAGGACUGGAUCUGCAACAUCCGCAUUGGCCGUCGGCGACAGUAACAGUGGACACGCGAGAGGCAACACACGCUUUCGGCAGAAAGUCGCCGAGCAUCGUAGCAUAGUGAAUAUCAGCACCAUUGCUACCGCCACUCCCGUUUCGUAAGAUACAAUACUGAGAUUUCACAGAAAUACGCUACCGUGAUAUUUGGGCAGUAAGGGUCCACAUAUACAAGUGGAUUGAGAGGUAGGGAAUCAUGCAUGUGAAAUAGCUAAGAUAUGAGACAAAUGACAACCGGUAAUAUAAGGAAUAAAGGAAAACCGGUCACAUACACGUGUAUUUACGUGAUUGUUGUUGGCUUUUGACGAAAAAUAACUAACAAUAACAGAAUGAUGUAAACAAACUGAAUGAAACAUGAACAAAUAAAUAUUCUUGAGGGAAAGUGAAGACCUGAGAAAAACACUGAGUACUUUAAACUACGAGAAAAAAAAACCCAAAUGUGUCCAUUCGAUGAUGAACGUUAAAAACAAAUGAAA
This is a messenger RNA of Varroa destructor (honeybee mite), 1062 nucleotides long. RefSeq names its product bursicon subunit partner of burs (gene Pburs). NCBI's taxonomy places the organism in Eukaryota, Metazoa, Arthropoda, Arachnida, Mesostigmata, Varroidae. Gene Ontology annotation, molecular function: neuropeptide hormone activity; G protein-coupled receptor binding. The record is from RefSeq and is a predicted model, not a curated record. Gene Ontology annotation, biological process: G protein-coupled receptor signaling pathway. Gene Ontology annotation, cellular component: bursicon neuropeptide hormone complex; extracellular region.